GAGCGCACAAGCCUCCCCCGACUGCAGCAGGUUCCCUCUCUUCCUUGCCUCGUAGGCGUUCGGCUUCUCCGGCUCUACUGCUGCCUCCUUCCUCCCAGCAAACGAGAUGUCAGCUCAACGUGAUGUUGUAAAAUCCAUGUGAGGACGAAAGACAGAUGCAAUGAUUUGAAAGGUAUCUGAUUUUGGAGGAAUAGUUUUUUUUGCCUAUUGGAAGAAUGCAGUGAAACUGCCAAUAUUUCUAGCUGGAAUUAUAAGUUUAAUAUUCACCUUUAGUUUUACUAAUUUCUUACUAAAUAGUACCUCAAAGUAGAAUAAAGAUGUAUGGAAGUGCAAGAACAAUCAGCAACUUAGAAGGAAGUCCCUCCAGGUCUCCUCGUUUGCCAAGAUCUCCUCGCCUAGGCCACAGGCGAACAAGUAGUGGAGGAGGAGGAGGAACGGGUAAGACGUUAUCAAUGGAGAACAUCCAGUCCCUUAAUGCAGCCUAUGCAACAUCUGGACCAAUGUAUCUGAGUGACCAUGAAGGUGUAGCUUCUACUACUUUCCCAAAGGGCACGAUGACUCUUGGAAGGGCUACAAAUCGAGCUGUGUAUGGUGGUCGAGUCACAGCUAUGGGGAGCAGUCCUAAUAUUGCUUCAGCUGGACUGUCCCACACAGACGUCCUUUCUUACACUGAUCAGCAUGGAGGACUGACCACAUCUUCACACCAUCAUCACCAUCAGGUUCCUUCUAUGCUGAGGCAGGUUAGAGAUAGUACCAUGUUAGACCUGCAGGCUCAGCUUAAGGAUCUACAGAGGGAGAAUGAUCUUCUCAGAAAAGAACUAGACAUUAAAGACAGCAAGCUGGGAUCCUCCAUGAACAGCAUCAAAACUUUCUGGAGUCCUGAAUUAAAGAAAGAAAGAAUAUUGAGAAAGGAAGAAGCAGCCAGAAUGUCAGUUCUUAAAGAGCAAAUGAGAGUUUCCCAUGAAGAAAAUCAGCAUCUGCAAAUGACAAUCCAGGCACUUCAAGAUGAGCUUAGAACCCAGAGAGACCUUAAUCAUCUUCUGCAGCAAGAAAGUGGAAACCGAGGGGCUGAGCAUUUUACCAUUGAGCUCACAGAGGAGAAUUUUCGAAGACUUCAAGCAGAACAUGACAGACAAGCUAAAGAGCUUUUCCUAUUAAGAAAAACUCUAGAAGAAAUGGAGCUUAGGAUUGAAACACAAAAGCAAACACUAAAUGCUAGAGAUGAAUCAAUAAAAAAGCUUCUGGAAAUGUUGCAAAGUAAAGGUUUGCCAUCUAAAGGAAUGGAAGAUGACAAUGAGAGAACUCGAAGGAUUGCAGAAGCUGAAUCUCAGGUUAAUCAUUUAGAAGUGAUAUUAGACCAAAAGGAGAAGGAAAACAUACAUCUGAGAGAGGAGUUACAUAGAAGAACCCAACUUCAGCCUGAGCCAGCAAAGACGAAGGCUCUUCAAACAGUUAUUGAAAUGAAGGAUACAAAAAUAGCUUCACUUGAGCGCAAUAUAAGAGAUCUUGAAGAUGAAAUACAGAUGUUAAAGACAAAUGGAGUUCUGAAUACAGAAGACCGAGAAGAAGAAAUAAAACAAAUAGAAGUUUAUAAGAGUCACUCAAAGUUCAUGAAAAAUAAGAUUGACCAACUGAAACAAGAACUCUCAAAAAAAGAAUCGGAACUUCUUGCCUUACAAACUAAGCUUGAAACCCUUAGCAAUCAGAAUUCAGAUUGCAAGCAACACAUUGAAGUGCUUAAAGAGUCACUUACUGCCAAAGAACAGAGAGCUGCCAUACUUCAGACAGAGGUUGAUGCCUUGCGGUUACGAUUGGAAGAAAAAGAAACGUUUCUCAAUAAGAAAACAAAACAACUUCAAGACCUCACAGAAGAGAAAGGAACCCUAGCUGGGGAGAUUCGAGAUAUGAAAGACAUGUUGGAAGUAAAAGAAAGGAAAAUUAAUGUCCUUCAAAAAAAGAUUGAAAAUCUACAGGAGCAACUUAGGGACAAAGACAAACAACUAACUAAUCUAAAAGACAGAGUGAAGUCAUUGCAGACGGAUUCUAGUAACACAGACACAGCGCUAGCAACCUUAGAAGAAGCACUAUCAGAAAAGGAAAGAAUAAUAGAGCGCUUGAAGGAGCAAAGGGAGCGAGAUGACAGAGAAAGACUUGAAGAAAUCGAAUCUUAUAAAAAAGAAAACAAAGACCUGAAGGAGAAAGUUAAUGCUUUACAAGCUGAGCUGACAGAAAAAGAGUCUAGUUUAAUCGAUCUCAAAGAACAUGCAUCUUCAUUGGCAUCAGCAGGGCUGAAAAGAGACUCCAAACUUAAGUCUUUAGAAAUAGCCAUAGAACAAAAGAAAGAAGAGUGUAGUAAGUUGGAAGCACAGUUGAAAAAGGCUCAUGAGGCUGAAGAGGAGGCACGGAUGAACCCAGAAUUUGCAGACAGAAUGAAACAGCUUGACAAAGAGGCAUCAUACUAUAGAGAAGAAUGUGGCAAAGCUCAGGCUGAGGUUGAGAGACUUCUAGAAAUACUCAAGGAAGUAGAGAAUGAGAAGAAUGACAAAGAUAAGAAAAUUGCUGAGUUAGAAAGCUUGACUUCCAGACAUAUGAAAGACCAAAACAAGAAGGUUACUAAUCUGAAGCACAAUCAACAAAUGGAGAAAAAAAAGAAUGCACAGCUGCUGGAAGAAGUUCGUAGACGAGAGGACAAUAUGACAGACAACUCUCAACAUUUACAAGUAGAAGAACUGAUGAAUGCAUUGGAAAAGACUAGACAAGAAUUAGAUUCUACCAAAGCCCGUCUUGCCUCAACACAGCAGUCUUUGGCUGAGAAGGAAGCACAUCUGGCUAACCUAAGAAUAGAGAGGAGAAAACAGCUUGAAGAAAUUCUAGAAAUGAAACAGGAAGCCCUGCUUGCUGCAAUUAGUGAAAAAGAUGCAAACAUUGCCUUGCUUGAACUGUCCGCUUCAAAGAAAAAGAAGACUCAAGAGGAAGUAAUGGCUCUUAAAAGAGAGAAGGACAGAUUAGUGCAUCAGUUAAAACAGCAGACACAAAACAGAAUGAAACUGAUGGCAGAUAACUAUGAUGACAACCAUCACCACUACCACCACCAUCACCACCACCACCAUCACCGAUCUCCUGGGAGGCCACAACACUCCAACCACAGACCUUCUCCAGAUCAGUUGUCAGAGGAACUAGUGAAAGAGGAAGGAAAAACGUAUCACUGGAAUGUAACGAUGAUAAUCUAUUGCAUUGGAUCUCCAAACAUGACCAUGAUAUCCUGGAGAAGAUCACAGAUGCAGAAAAUGAAUGCUAAGGUUGAUAUCUAAUGAAAUGAUGCAUUAAUUGGCAUCUUCUCCAUUAUUUCUUGUAGUCUACUAGCAAAUUAGAUACUUUGGAAAAAAAUGAAGGAGACUCAAGCAGAAAUUACAAGAGCUUUAUUUCUAUCUUUAAUGGGUCUUGCAAGUUAUUGUUUUCACAAACAAACCUUCUGUUUAGAAUAUUAUUGUUUAGUGAAGUUCAGUUAAACAGGUUAUUUGACUAAUUAUUGGUAAAUUGAUAUUGAUUUUAAUAAGUAAUUCAGAUUCGUUUAGGUAUGGUAUCUGCAUUUGCUGAUUUUACCUAGUCUAUUCUAAAACUUCUAUUGCACUAGAUUAUCAAAGAGGUAUUAGUAAAAUGCUAUAUAAGGGUGUUGGCAUUAAUCUUACCCCCAGUUAGAUGUGGGCUUUUUCAAAAAAUAAAACCCGAGACUUUACCCUCCUCUGUUUUCUUAUAUCUACUGAUAAAAUAAUUAUAAUCAAAAAAUAAAACCCAAACCAAAAACCACCAACAGCAUCAAAAAAAAAAAAAAACAACAACAACACAUUGAUAGUAUAACUGGUAUUAAGCUCUGGGCCAGGUUGGAAAUGAAAUCAAUUUUUGGUACUAAUAACUGAUGGCAAAGAUUAGCUUUAUGAAAAUAUGGUGUGUGUCUCUGACAAUGCAUAGGACAUCUAAUUUGAUCAUAAAUAUAUGAUUAUAAACAAGAUGUAUCUAUUCCUGGAUGGUAAAAGCUUGAGACAUAUAUAAAUACAUAUGUAUUUGUAUGUAUGGACAUAUACACAAGGAUGUAUCAACCCUUUACCAUCCAAAUGCAUACAGAUCUUCAACAAUAAAAGCUGGGACUCUAAAAAAUAAAAAAUAAAAAUAA
Cygnus atratus (black swan) is the source of this 4171-nucleotide messenger RNA. It is a transcript of the gene ERC2, whose product is annotated as ELKS/RAB6-interacting/CAST family member 2. The record is from RefSeq and is a predicted model, not a curated record. Lineage: Eukaryota; Metazoa; Chordata; Aves; Anseriformes; Anatidae. Gene Ontology annotation, molecular function: structural constituent of presynaptic active zone. The transcript has 17 exons. Gene Ontology annotation, cellular component: cytoskeleton of presynaptic active zone. Gene Ontology annotation, biological process: maintenance of presynaptic active zone structure; neuromuscular synaptic transmission; regulation of synaptic plasticity. The coding region runs from base 318 to 3311 and encodes 997 amino acids.